This is a messenger RNA of Abrus precatorius (Indian licorice), 2087 nucleotides long. Its product is annotated as inositol phosphorylceramide glucuronosyltransferase 1. The transcript has 10 exons. Bases 292 to 1932 code for a protein of 546 amino acids. The record is from RefSeq and is a predicted model, not a curated record. Gene Ontology annotation, molecular function: glycosyltransferase activity. NCBI's taxonomy places the organism in Eukaryota, Viridiplantae, Streptophyta, Magnoliopsida, Fabales, Fabaceae.
GAAUCAGAAAAAGGCUUCCUAAAAUUGUUGCCAUUAUUAUUAUUUUUUUGCUGGCGAAAAUGAGAGUGGAGGAGGCAGCGUUUGCCCGUGGAACACACUGCAGGGGAUCACAAAUCGUAAGCACGCAGCCAGAGAAGACUACGAGAGUUCUGGUCAGAGACGACGGAAAAAAAAGGCUCGAAAAUUUAAUUCAAGUUUCAACCUUUAAAUAACCCGCAACAACAAAUCCAUUUAAGAGUCCAACGGAAAAAGAAGGGUGGCACUUUGUUAGAGGAUCGAAAUCUAGGUAUAAUGGAACGAAUUGGUGCAACAUGGUGGUUCUGUUUGAUAAUAUGCUUAGUUUGUGUUAAAUUCGAAGGGUGUGUAGGAUCAAAGACCAAGAGAACGGAUGAAGCAUACGUCACUCUUCUGUACGGAGAUGAAUUCUUGUUGGGCGCUCGAGUUCUUGGAAAAUCAAUACGGAACACUGGAUCCAACAAGGAUAUGGUCGUUUUGGUCUCUGAUGGGGUUUCUGAUUAUGCUAAAAACCUUCUCCGGGCUGACGGGUGGAUAGUGGAGAUGAUUAGUUUGCUGGCUAAUCCUAAUCGAGUUCGUCCAAAGAGAUUUUGGGGUGUCUACACAAAGCUGAAAAUAUUUAACAUGACUGACUACAAGAAAGUUGUUUACCUCGAUGCGGACACUAUUGUGGUUAAAAAUAUUGAUGAUCUUUUCAAAUGUGGGAAAUUUUGUGCUAAUUUAAAGCAUUCUGAGAGGUUGAAUUCGGGAGUCAUGGUGGUGGAGCCAUCUGAAACUGUUUUCAAUGACAUGAUGGGAAAAAUAAAAACUACUGCAUCUUACACUGGAGGCGACCAAGGAUUUCUCAAUUCAUAUUACGCUGGAUUUCCCAAUGCACAUGUUUUUGAGCCAAAUUUGAACCCAGAGGUGUUGAGUUCCAGACCAAUUCCGGAAAUGGAGCGACUGUCAACUCUGUAUAAUGCUGAUGUUGGUCUUUACAUGCUUGCUAACAAGUGGAUGGUAGAUGAGAAUGAACUCCGUGUGAUUCACUAUACACUGGGCCCCCUUAAGCCUUGGGACUGGUGGACAUCUUGGCUUUUGAAACCUGUGGAUGUCUGGCAGGAAGUAAGGGAACAGCUCGAGGAAUCCCUUCCUGGAUCAGGAGGGGGCCAAAAUCCCAGAGACAGUUUUCUUGUGAAAUUUCUCUUUCUGCUACCAUUGUGUGCUUUACUCUUCUGCUGCUAUCAUUCAUUUCUGAAGAAUCAAGGGUCAUUUUGUAGAAACUCACUGUGUGAUCAAGUCAGACACCUUUAUUAUAAGAUUAGAUCAAGUGGACCACUUGCAUAUACUGGUAUUUCAACAUCAGCAACCAAUUCAAUCCAUCAGCUCUUGAACGGUGCUCAGUACAAGGUUCCUGCUUAUUUGGGUGGCAUUUCUGUCUGUGUCUGUUUUAUGGUUGCAGUGGUGUCUCUGGGACUAGCUCUCUUGAUUGUUCCUCGGCAAGUGAUGCCAUGGACUGGAUUACUUUUGAUGUAUGAAUGGACAUUCACAAUCUUUUUUAUAUUAUUUGGAGGUUAUCUCCAAUUGAUUUAUCAGUGGGGGAAAAUUGUGGCAUCACGAGCAGUAUCCUCCUUGUCAAAUCCAGGGUCUCCUGAUUAUGAUUCAGAAAAACGUCAUCAGCGACAGAUGUCAUCUUGUGAUGGUGCUACAUGGUACUAUGGUUUAGGCAUGGCCUUGUUGGCCAUUGCAGCUCCAUCUUUGCCUUGCCUUUUUGGAAUAACUGCCUUAUUUGUAAGGUUAGGUUUGAUGGUUGUUGGUGGCAUAAUAUUGGCUUCUUUCAUGACAUAUGCUUCCGAACAUCUUGCUAUUCGAUCAUUUCUAAAAGGCCUUGAUGAGCGAGAUAUUGCUCGAAAUAGGAGUUUGUGCUUUUUAUGUUGAUUGUGAUGUAAUUAAUUAAGCUAUGCUUGAUAUUACUUUCUUUUUUGCAGCUCACAGAUGUAAUGUUGCUCUAGUGGAAAAUGUAUUUAAGGAAAUUUUGCCAAGGUUCUGUUGUAAUAUUAUUGUUAUUCUUUCAAAAGACCACUUUGUUCUAU